GGCGCCGUGUGCUCCCGUCCCGGGUCCGAGCGGGCAGUGCGGGCGCGUGCGCGGGGCUCGAGCGACGGCGACAUGGGGGACCGCGAGCAGCUGCUGCAGCGGGCGCGGCUGGCCGAGCAGGCGGAGCGCUACGACGACAUGGCCGCGGCCAUGAAGGCGGUGACGGAGCUCAGCGAGCCUCUGUCCAGCGAGGACCGCAACCUGCUGUCCGUGGCCUACAAGAACGUGGUGGGCGCGCGGCGGUCCUCCUGGAGGGUCGUCAGCAGCAUCGAGCAGAAGACCACGGCGGACGGCAGCGAGAAGAGGCUGGAGAGGGUGAAGGCCUACCGCGAGAAGAUCGAGAGGGAGCUGGAGGCCGUGUGCGGCGACGUGCUGGGGCUGCUGGACAGCUUCCUCAUCAGGGGCUGCGGCGACUUCCAGUACGAGAGCAAGGUGUUCUACCUCAAGAUGAAGGGCGACUACUACCGCUACCUGGCCGAGGUGGCCGCCGGCGACAAGAAGGGCGGCGUGGUGGAGGCCUCGGAGGCCGCCUACAAGGAGGCCUUUGACAUCAGCAAGGAGCACAUGCAGCCCACCCACCCCAUCCGCCUGGGCCUGGCGCUCAACUUCUCCGUCUUCUACUACGAGAUCCAGAAUGCGCCCGAGCAGGCCUGCCUCCUGGCCAAGCAGGCCUUCGACGACGCCAUCGCCGAGCUGGACACGCUGAAUGAGGACUCCUACAAGGACUCCACCCUCAUCAUGCAGCUGCUCCGGGACAACCUCACGCUCUGGACCAGCGACCAGCAGGACGAGGACGUGGGGGAGGGUGACUGACGGGCGCGGCCCUCGGAGGAGAAGCGGCAUUCCUGUGCAUGCAGAAGGGGAGCCCGCCCGCCCCGUCCCGGCACCGGGGGACGCACCCCACCUGCUUGGGCAGUGGGCCCGGCUCUGGUGUGUAGUCGCCGUGUCCUCCCUGAGUUAUGAGUGCAGACCCCAUCUAUGCGUCUAAAGCACUGAGCUGUGACCCAC
Molecule: messenger RNA, 1008 nt
Organism: Erinaceus europaeus (western European hedgehog)
Lineage: Eukaryota; Metazoa; Chordata; Mammalia; Eulipotyphla; Erinaceidae
Gene: YWHAH
Product: tyrosine 3-monooxygenase/tryptophan 5-monooxygenase activation protein eta
Exons: 2
Coding region: 73-813 (246 amino acids)
Biological process (GO): signal transduction
Cellular component (GO): cytoplasm
Source: RefSeq, a predicted model, not a curated record